Molecule: messenger RNA, 4965 nt
Organism: Styela clava
Lineage: Eukaryota; Metazoa; Chordata; Ascidiacea; Stolidobranchia; Styelidae
Biological process (GO): regulation of transcription by RNA polymerase II
Cellular component (GO): NuA4 histone acetyltransferase complex
Source: RefSeq, a predicted model, not a curated record
AGGCGUCACAUGUGUUUAAUUACGCAAAAAUAGAAAGCACCGACUUUAAUUUCGGCGAUGUUCCAAAUUUCCCUUCGCUGCCUUUGGCAUCGUCAUCAUUAUCACGAGACUUUCGCCAUGGCCAAUGCGUCCACUGGAGGCUUGUUGACGAAGCAUGAACCGUUUCGGAAAUGGGAAGGUUGUUGUUGGGCGUGGGAACACUGCGCAGAACGCUUGUGCGCAGCCGCACGGUUCUUUGUUGAGUUGCAUUGUGGGACAUAACAGCUCGGUCGAUCCGCCAUGAUGGACGUUUUAACAAAGACCGAGAAGGCAAAAUUCGGUGGAUUACCGCGAUGCUAUGGAGAGAUUUGAAGGGCCGGAGCGCGGAGUUACGGCUCUGAAUAGGUGUCGUACACCUAUCAGACUUACAGGAAUUACUUAUAUUCUGAGAAAAGUGGGAUUUUGGACGUAGAAAUAGACUAGGGUUGGAACAAAAACGGCCAUGAGUAAGCUGUCUUUCAGGGCUCGGGCGCUGGACGCCACGAAGUCUAUGCCGAUAUAUCGAAAGCAUGAGGUUUCCGAUCUUCCAGACUACUCUGUUCUUAAUCGAGCAGUGCCUCAAAUGCCCACAGGAAUGGAAAAAGAGGAGGAAUCGGAACAUCACUUACAGCGAGCUAUAUCUGCACAGCAAGUAUACGGUGAUAAGAAAGUAAUGGUGAUCCCGGUUCCUGAGGCAGAACUUGGCGUGGAAUAUUAUAACAACAUUUAUAAGAAGCAAUUUCGAGUUCCCAAGCAAUAUAUACACAAUCAAGCACAAGCCCUUAACUCCAUUAUGGAGCAAGAGAAACCAGACUAUGACAUGGACAGUGAAGAUGAGCGAUGGGUGAAAGACACAAAUAAAAGAACUGGGUUGGAUAUUUCGGAGAUUCAGUUUGAAGAAAUGAUUGACAGAUUGGAGAAGUCGUGUGGAAAUCAGGUUGUCACUCUCCAAGAAGCCAAACUUUUAUUAAAAGAAGACGAUGAUUUAAUUAAAGCUGUUUAUGAUUACUGGCUGCAGAAAAGAGCAAAACCAGCAGGAGGAGCAGUAACGUUUCAUGUUCGUCAGGAGAGAAGGGACGGAUCAUCUAGUGGAGAUUCUUAUGUUGCUUUUCGUAGAAGAACUGAGAAAAUGCAAACAAGAAAGAAUCGUAAGAAUGAUGAAGCCUCGUAUGAAAAGAUGUUGAAGUUAAGAAGAGAUUUGAGUAGAGCUGUAACAAUAUUAGAAAUGAUAAAGCGACGAGAGAAAGGAAAAUGGGAAUUACUUCAUCUUACACUGGAAAUCGCUGAGAAAAGGUAUCAGAUGAAAGACUGGGAUGGUAAAAGUUUGAAGAUGGCAAAGAGAGAAGUAGCCGUUGGAUCUGGCAAUUUGAAAGCCAUAAAUCGAACCAAACAUCUUUCUGGAAAUAAAUCUGCAUUGGGUCUUGCUGGAACUUCUGCUUCUAAACAAAGAGUUAAAUCAGAUCUGGAGAGAAAAGAAAAACGACGAUCUAAAAAGAACAAGCAUGACAGACUACGGUUACCUUCAGCCUCUGUUGCAAGUUCUAUAUCUUCAUCAACAAACCAACCUGUUGCUGCAGGCUCAGGUUCACUCACAUCCAAUGUCCUUCGCCCAUCCCCACACAAGCCUUCUCAACACCCUCCAGCACAUGGUUCUACACCUAAGUCACCUGGUUCUACUUUCACAUAUGAGCAUGUGUUUGAUACUAUGAGACAAUAUGAGUUUCACUCAAGCGAUGAAGAUACCGCCAGACCAAAGAGUCCGACUUCUGGGUCAGUAGCACCAUCAUCUGUUGCUGAUGAGAGAAAGAAAAAUCCUGAUGGAUUAUAUGCUUUCAGAAGAAAACCGGGAUGCAAAUAUAAUGCACCCAGGGAUGAAUUAUCGGGUGAUCACUGGCCUUGGAUGACCGAAGAUCGACACCGUUAUUCUUUAACCACUUUAACUAUGCCUGAAAAAUGUAUGGGAUUCUGUCGUCGAAGAGUUGGUCGUGGAGGCAGAGUAAUGCUUGAUAGAGCUUAUACACCUUGGAAUAAACAAUUAUCAGAAAUUGAUCUUCAUCCAGAAGCAAAUCAUCUACCUCACAAACCAAAUCUACAGGAACUUUUAGAAGAAAUUAAACACGGACGAUGGAGGAGGUACAGGCCGUACGAUCCUCUAUCACAUAAAGCUCAUAAAUUAAAAUUACAACAAGAGCAACAAGACAAUCGUAAAUUAUCUGAUUUAAAACCGUUUGGUCAUUCCUCAACUUCGCCAAUGAUGACUCCUGUCAAACAACAUUCCUCUUCUAAGAAAGUGACCAAGUCUCAACCUGUGGAUUCAUCGGAUUCCGAAACUAUUGAUAUUAUGACAACAGAUGAAAAUAUACGAACAGAUUUACUUCAUAAAAGGCUUCUACAGAAGUCCCCACACAAGUCGUCACCUCAGAAACAUAGGACCACACCUCACAAACGUGUACUAGUACCCAGUUGGCAAUUGGACAAACCAUCUGCUUUAUUUGCCGUGUCAGCAUUAAUGACAUCAGAUUCUCCAAAUAAACAAAGAGUAAAAGCUGGGAAGCAGCUUAAAUUAAAUGUCGUAUCCGCAAGUUCACCUAGCACCUCAAACGGAAUGCCUGCUCGUCAGACUCCAGUGGCUAUGACUCUGAUUGGUGGAUUACCAGUAACUUCGCCUGGAAAAUACGUCACAAACUUAACAUCGGCGCUCGAUAAAUCUUCACCAAAAGUUAAAAAACCAAAAACUAUCAGUAAAUUCACAAUAGAUCAUACGAAACUGUUUGGAGUGAAAGGCAAUGAAAAAAUGCACGCCACUCUCAUGCCUGUUUCCAGUUUACACGCUAAAUCAACGACAAGUACAUCUGUAACUCUCACUGUCACUGGACCAACGUCAAAAUCCUUAACAACGUUUUGUGGGUCUUCGACUUCAGGCGGAGUAGUUUCAUUAACAAUGGCCCAACCUCACUCUAGUAUUGGAUUAAACAAAAACUCAAAUCAAAGUGGAAUGACGCUUGAUGGUUUGACCAAUGCAACGGCAUUGCAAAAAUCAACAACUAUGCCCGUUGUUAUGGCAACCUUGAGAAUAGGGAAUUCAGUAACUAGUAGCAGUGCUAUGGUGAAUAGUAAUUCAGAUUCUCAUCCCCUCCUGGCAAGCUCUUACACAAUCAACAGCCAAGGUACAAACUCCGGUGAUAACUCAAACGGUGCAACCGGUACUGUAUUCAUUACACCAACGACACGUUUCGUAACUCCAACAUCUAGAAUCCAUCAGUCGAAACAUGCUGGGAAUGAAAUUCAGAAUUCCAGUGUUCCAUUGACUUUAUCGACAGUUAAUUCAUCACUGAUACAUCCGCAAUAUAAGACCCAACUUUUGGGGCAACAGUCUUUAAACUUAGCGCUAACACCCUCAACACCGCAAAAACAUGCUACAUUGUCCCAACUUUCUAUACCCAAUAGCAGCGGACAUGCUUCAGCAAUUUUAAUCGCUACUCCAGCUAGUGGUACAUUAGCUUCGAGUCUGCCCCAACAUGGCGCUCCUGGCCUGGAAAGUGGAACGGCUGGCGGAAUAAAUUUAAACCAGACAAAGACAGUCAGCAUUAAUGUUGCAAGGGUACAAACAUCCGCGAGUGGCAUGGGGCAGAUUUUCACACUGCAACAACACCCUGAUGGAAACGUUGGGACACUGACUGCUUCCCAAGCUUCGCAACACACUGGAUCGGCUUGGGUAACUUCAGGUUCUGGUCCAAAUAUCCUCAAACUCGGUCCAGCAGGUGUAGCAACGGGAAUACAAAUCCAUCCCGUUAAUCAAGGGUUUAAAAUGGGGACGACCAAUAAAUCGUUGACCGUUAUUUCAAAACGACCUCGUGGACAACAACCUACAGUAGGAGUAACUCGAACGAUUAAUAUAGCGAAUUCGAGGCAAGCUACUUCUCUUAUUAACAAUGCUAAUAAUAAAUCAGCCGUAGCUUCGCCACAUAUAGCUUUGGUUUCAGAUAACAGAACUAAUUCAACACCAAAGUCAUUGAUAUCAAUACCACAUCCACAGAAAAACAAUGCUACUGUUAUGCUUUCUGCCAAAAAUGUUCCAAUAGUUGAGCAGUCAUGCGUAAUAAAUAAAGACGGAGGACAAACACCUGCCCCGUUGAAUACGCAGACUGAUAAUAUUGUAAAUGACUCGCCGGGUUUAAACAGCAAAAGUAGUAAAAAUAAUCAACCAAUGGAGGUUACGUAGUGAUUCAAUAAUUUUAUCAUUAUAAAUAGGAUAAUAAAUUUAGUCUUGGACAGUUAUGAACAGUAGAAGGAGUGCAUUCAAUAAGUGUUAUAUAUGGCCCAAACUUAAUAUUUGCCAGUUCAGGAAGUAAUAAAACAAUAAGAAUUUCUAAGUACAAUCUUAUUUUGUCACUCGCACAUUUUCAUUUACUUAAUUAUCCUCUUCAAAUGGCUAAAUAUUCUAAAUCUUGGAAAUAAUUUCUAAUAGCAAAUUUACUUGUGUUUGACGCUCUUUCUAUAGUAUUGGUUUGAAGUUCUACUUUUCAAUUUUUUUUGCAAUUGUUUUCUUUGAUUUUUGCUCUUUUCCACAUUUAUUCUCGCGGCUCUUUUUUACAUUUACUAUCGACAUCGCGAUUUCUGUGUCAUUUAUUGUCAGUUUCAUUUUUUUGCCAAAUAAUGUUCACGCUUUUUUUCUUCUCACAUAAACAUGUUUGUAGAAAACUAUUAUGUCGUACAUGUAGAUGGUAUAUUUUUUUCUUCUGAAAAUGGGGUUUGAGGGGUUAGGGUUCAAUAAAUGUUGUGAGAACUUACAUAAAACUGACAAAAACUUGAUAGAUACAACCCAAGUGUGCCAUUCGUUUAUGUUAUCCAUAUGGACCGAAAUAUAAUAGUAAAGUGGUAUCAUUGCAAAAAGGGAAAAGUUUAUUUUAAAUGUUGCUCAAUAAAUGCGAAUUAUUAAACCUUGUA